Molecule: messenger RNA, 785 nt
Organism: Linum trigynum
Lineage: Eukaryota; Viridiplantae; Streptophyta; Magnoliopsida; Malpighiales; Linaceae
Source: the annotation of a GenBank genome assembly
CCUUUAUAGCUUGAGUUGUUUUCGUUAGUGCGAUACAGAGUUGAGUCGGCGGAGAGAUCAAGACUUAAACCUAGCUUAAGUUGAGAAUCUUGAGGCGUAUUACUCAAGUCACACAGUGAAAGAGAUCAAUCCAAGGAUAACUACAAUGGCAUCUACAAACAAUAAGGAAGCAUUGGCAGCUAUGAAGGAAGCUGCACGGGAUGCAACACUCUUGACGGAUGGCUUAGAGGCUAGACUUAACCAAAUCAACCUAGCGGAGGAGGACGAUGAACCCCUAGAAGUUGAAGAUGCUGAUGGUGAUAUAGUGAGGAUGGAGGCAGUCCGAUAUCUUGGUCUAGUUGGUAGGCUUAUGUCAGAUAAGGAACCAAAUAUUCAGUCAAUGAAGUUUGCCCUAACAAAAGCGUGGGGACUGAAAAAGGGCUACCAAAGCACAGAGCUUGGGAACAACCUGUUUGCUUUCCAAUUCCUAGAGAUGGAUGACUGCAGCAAAGUCUGUUAUGGCGGACCUUGGCAUUACGAGAAUCAUGUUAUGCUUUUCAUGGCGAGUUGGUGGAUUAAGAAGCCAAUCCUAGCAUACCUGCACAAGAUGGAAAUAUGGAUACAAGUUAAUGACUUUCAAGCGGAAUUAAGAACAUAGUCUAUGGCAAAAAAAUAGCAAACAGAAUUGGAGAACUAGUGUGGUUCGAUGACAGCUCUGAGAAGAUGUGGGAUGACUUUUUGCGCAUUAGGGUAAGUAUCUCCAUCAAUAACCCUUUGAAGAAGAAGAUUAAACUCAACAUAUGAGG